Molecule: messenger RNA, 2382 nt
Organism: Haemonchus placei
Lineage: Eukaryota; Metazoa; Nematoda; Chromadorea; Rhabditida; Trichostrongylidae
Source: the annotation of a GenBank genome assembly
UCAAGAGGUUCUUCAGUUGUGGGACAGCUUAAACUGAACUGCUUCCAUACUUCAGCUACUUCAUCGCUUCGCUAUGGCUCAGAAUUGGGUAUGUCCUCUCAAGGCUCUACGACAAUGUCGUCUCGUCGCGGCUACGCCCGCGCAGAUCUCGGUACUGCUCCAAGCCACCAUAGAACCAUUCGCAUCGAAGGGCUUGACGAUAAUCUCACCGAUGACAAUUCUCAACCCCGCAUGUACAUUUGGGGAACAAGAAUUUGUGUUGUGGACGUACAGAGGGCAUUCCGGCUUUUCAUUACCGAGUUCAAAGUUUCCUCAUUGGAUGAAGAUGAAAAUAUGCUGAUGUUGCCAUCGACGCGCCAGGCUGUUGAUACCUCCAUUCCGUACUACAUGGAACGUUUAUUCGAGAUCGACCAAACCGAUUGUCCGUAUCUCAACUUGAACCUUGCUCACGUCAAGACGUUCUCGGAGCCACUCUAUAGGAAGAUAGUCGCAUAUCCAUCGGAUGUAAUACCGUAUCUGGACAUUACUGUAAAUGAGAUCUACCAGGAGAAGUAUAAUCGCGCUUUGGCUACACCAAUUGAACUGCGUCCUUUUAACGCCGAUAAAACAAGAAAUAUGCGUAGUUUGAAUCCGUGUGAUAUUGAUCAGUUGAUCACAAUUACUGGUAUGGUAACUCGUACUUCGUCCCUUAUCCCGGAAAUGCGAAUGGGCUUCUUCCAGUGUUCAGUUUGCAAAUUUUCUGUGGAAAGCGAAGUGGAUCGUGGAAGGAUCGAAGAACCUACAGUAUGUACUAAUUGCUCAAACACUAUGUGCUUCCAACUAAUUCACAAUCACUCGUUGUUCUUAGAUAAACAAAUUAUCAAACUACAAGAGUCACCUGACGAUAUGCCUGCUGGUCAAACUCCUCAUACCGUGACUGUUUUCGUUCAUGGCCAUUUGGUUGAAUCAGUUCAGCCAGGCGACCGCGUAACACUCACUGGAAUCUUUCGUGUUCAAGCAGUCAAGGUUAAUCCUCGUCAAAGAAAUUUGAUGGCUGUUUAUCGUACUAACAUUGAUGCGCUGCACUUCAGAAAAACUGAUUCUUCCCGCCUUCAUCAGGAUAAUGGUGAAUCACUUACUGAUGAACGUAUUGAACAGAUCCGUAAUCUGUCGAAACGCCCUGAUAUUAUUGACGCCCUGAGUCACGCAAUUGCUCCCUCGAUCUAUGAACAUAAUGACGUUAAGAAGGGUAUACUAUGUUUACUGUUUGGCGGCACUGCAAAAGAUGAUGAAAACACACACAAAACAAAGCUGAGAAGCGAGAUCAAUGUCCUCCUUUGUGGAGAUCCCGGUACUUCCAAAUCACAACUUCUGCAAUAUGUGUACCGUAUUCUGCCGAGAAGCCAAUACACUAGUGGCAAGGGCUCAUCUGCGGUUGGGUUGACAGCUUCUGUAUCGCGAGACUCUGAUACCCGUCAGCUGGUGCUUCAAACCGGUGCGCUGGUGCUUGCUGAUAAUGGUGUUUGUUGCAUUGACGAGUUUGAUAAGAUGAACGAGUCAACUAGAAGCGUCCUUCAUGAGGUCAUGGAGCAACAAACUUUAUCCAUUGCUAAGGCGGGAAUCAUCUGUCAACUUAAUGCUAGAGCUUCAAUCCUCGCGGCUGCGAAUCCGAUUGAUUCGAAGUGGAAUCGUGAUAAAACGAUUGUCGACAACAUUCAACUUCCUCACACGCUUCUGUCCAGAUUUGAUUUGAUAUUCCUGCUUGUCGAUCCGCAGGAUGAAGCAUACGAUCGACGCUUAGCUAACCAUUUAGUCUCCCUUUACUACAAGGACAAAGCCGAAGCACAAGCGGAACAACUGGACAUGGCUCUGUUGAGAGAUUAUAUUGCAUAUGCUAAAACGAAUGUCCAUCCAAAGCUGAAUGACGAGUGCUCUCAAUUCAUAAUUGAUAAGUAUUUGUUUAUGAGAAAGGCUGGAGCACAACACGGGCAAAUAUCGGCAUAUCCUCGUCAAUUGGAAUCGUUGAUUCGGCUCUCGGAAGCUCAUGCGAAAAUUCGCCUAUCAGAUACAGUGACAGUGGAGGACGUUGAAUCUGCUUACAACCUGUACCGUGAGGCACUAAAGCAAUCUGCUGUUGAUCCGGUUACUGGUAAGGUAGAUGUAAAUAUUCUGGCCGCCGGCAUGAGUGCCACUAGCAGAAAAAUGGUUGCGGAAGCCAUAGCUGGCCAUUUGGAGAGCACUAAAGGCGUGAAUAUCUCAGCUAAGAAUCUCUUUAUGACUUUGAAACAGGCUGAUAAGAUGCUUAAUCGUGACAUAUUUGACGAGGCAUUGAAUGAAUUAGCAAAGAAUGAGUUGAUCGUCAGAACUGGUGAAAGGAUUCGAUAUCUGCCAGUGAAGAAUUGA